Danaus chrysippus (African queen) is the source of this 744-nucleotide messenger RNA. Lineage: Eukaryota; Metazoa; Arthropoda; Insecta; Lepidoptera; Nymphalidae. The record is from the annotation of a GenBank genome assembly.
AUGUGCACGGCAAUUAAUGCAUUUAAAAAAUGUGGGAUAUGGCCAUUUAACCAAAAUAAUUUCACCGAUUCAGAUUUUUUAGCUGCAUCAACAACUGACAUUCCGAUCACAAAUUAUGAAACUGAAACAACUUCUUCAACUGCUGAUAUUCAGCAACCGUCUUCAACUGUUAAUAAUCAGCAACCACUGCCGCCUCCCCUUGAACCUAUUUUACCUGCAGUACAUCAGGAAACGCCUAUAUCAGAGCCUCAGUCUGGACCAUCUAUGCAACAAGAAAAUAGCGUUUCCCGAUCUCCAAUCCGAAGAGUAUGUCGUUAUUUAACAACUUCCUUUGAAAACGCUUCUCCCAAAGACAUUCUCCCCAUCCCUACCGUUGAACAAAGAAACCAAACGAGAAAAAAUUAUCGCAGAGGGAAAACGGUUGUUCUCACUUCUACUCCCUACAAGAACGAAUUAGAAGAGCGCGAACAACUUAAACGGACGAAGAAGUGUUCCAGUCCGACUGAUCACGGAUAUAAAAAAAACUCAAUGAAACAGAGGACUCAAAAAGCUCGCUCUGAAGGCGAAAAUGUUAAGGAGGAUGCCUUAUGCAUCUAUUGUGUUGACUCAAACCACACUUAUUUGAAGUCUUCGGAGCAUUGGGUGGCCUGCCAACUAUGUGGACAGUGGGCCCAUACAGCCUGUGCAGGAGUUGAUGACGCUGUUUUGGAAGAAAUCCACAUCUGCUUAUUCUGUGAUAAAUAA